AUGCAUGAUUCGAAAUUACUUUUAACUGUUAGUGUUUGCGUUUUGGCCUUUGGAUUAAUUAAUUGUGCCGAUCCAAGUGCAGAAUAUUUACCACCUGCACAAGAAGUAACUGCUGUAUUAAGUGAUGAUGGAUAUCGUUAUAAAGCUGUAAAACGUUUAAAAUUCCGUCACCGUCGUGAUGUUUCAGAAUUAAACAGUGAAUAUUUACCACCAGCACAAGAACAAGAAGUUUCAGUUGAACAAGAUAUUGCACAAGCUCCAGUUGCUGCACCUGAACCAGCACAUGAAUUAGCAAGUGAUGGUUAUCGUUACAAAACUGUUAAACGUUACAGAUAUCGUAUUCGUCGUGAUGUUUCAGAAUUAAACAAUGAAUAUUUACCACCAAAUCAAGAACAAGUUGCCGAAGUUGUACAAGAAGCAGCACCAGCACCAGAAGUAGAACCAGCCCAUGAAUUAGCUGCUGAUGGAUAUCGUUACAAAACAGUAAAACGUUACAGAUUCCGUCAUCGUCGUGAUGUUUCAGAAUUAAACAAUGAAUAUUUACCACCAAAUCAAGAAGUAAGCCAAGAAUAUAUCCCACCAGCACAAGAAGCUGCUCCAGCACCUAUUGCAGCUCCAGAACCAGCCCCAGCUCAUGAAUUAGCUGCUGAUGGAUACCGCUACAAAGCAGUUAAACGUUACAGAUUCCGUCAUCGUCGUGAUGUUUCAGAAUUAAACAAUGAAUAUUUACCACCAAAUCAAGAACAAGUUGCCGAAGUUGUACAAGAAGCAGCACCAGCUCCAGAAGUUGAGCCUGCCCAUGAACUAGCCGCUGAUGGAUACCGUUACAAAACAGUAAAACGUUACAGAUUCCGCCAUCGUCGUGAUGUUUCAGAAUUAAACAAUGAAUAUUUACCACCAAAUCAAGAAGUAAGCCAAGAAUAUAUUCCACCAGUACAAGAAGCUGCUCCAGCACCUAUUGCAGCUCCAGAACCAGCUCCAGCUCAUGAAUUGGCCAGCGAUGGAUACCGUUACAAAGCAGUUAAACGUUACAGAUUCCGUCAUCGUCGUGAUGUCUCAGAAUUAAACAAUGAAUAUUUACCACCAAAUCAAGAACAAGUUGCCGAAGUUGUACAAGAAGCAGCACCAGCACCAGAAGUUGAACCAGCCCAUGAAUUAGCUGCUGAUGGAUAUCGUUACAAAACAGUAAAACGUUACAGAUUCCGUCACCGUCGUGAUGUUUCAGAAUUAAACAAUGAAUAUUUACCACCAAAUCAAGAAGUAAGCCAAGAAUAUAUUCCACCAGCACAAGAAGCUGCUCCAGCACCUAUUGCAGCUCCAGAACCAGCUCCAGCUCAUGAAUUGGCCAGCGAUGGAUACCGCUACAAAGCAGUUAAACGUUACAGAUUCCGUCAUCGUCGUGAUGUUUCAGAAUUAAACAAUGAAUAUUUACCACCAAAUCAAGAACAAGUUGCCGAAGUGGUACAAGAAGCAGCACCAGCACCAGAAGUUGAACCCGCCCAUGAAUUAGCUGCUGAUGGAUAUCGUUACAAAACAGUAAAACGUUACAGAUUCCGUCAUCGUCGUGAUGUUUCAGAAUUAAACAAUGAAUAUUUACCACCAAAUCAAGAAGUAAGCCAAGAAUAUAUCCCACCAGCACAAGAAGCUGCUCCAGCACCUAUUGCAGCUCCAGAACCAGCCCCAGCUCAUGAAUUAGCUGCUGAUGGAUACCGUUACAAAGCAGUAAAACGUUAUAGAUUCCGUCAUCGUCGUGAUGUUUCAGAAUUAAGCAACGAAUAUUUACCACCAAAUCAAGAAGUCAGCCAGGAAUACUUACCGCCAGCCCAAGAAGCUGCCCCAGCUCCAGUUGCUGCUCCAGAACCAGCACCUGCACAUGAAUUAGGAAGUGACGGUUACCGCUACAAAUCUUUAAGACGUCGACUAUUGGUGGCACUCAGCCUUUGCGCUUUAGCCUUCGGUUUUAUUAGCUGCGGCGAGCCCAGCGGAGAAUAUCUACCUCCCAAUCAAGAAGUUAGCCAAGAAUAUUUACCACCAGCACAAGAAGCUGGUCCGGUUCCAGAACCAGCCCAUGAAUUAGCUAAUGAUGGAUACCGUUACAAAGCAGUUAAACGUUACAGAUUCCGUCAUCGUCGUGAUGUCUCAGAAUUAAACAACGAAUAUUUGCCACCAAACCAAGAAGUAAGCCAAGAAUACUUACCCCCAGUACAAGGAGCUGCUCCAGAAGCUGCCCCAGCUCAUGAAUUAGCCAGCGACGGAUACCGUUACAAAGCAGUUAAACGUUACAGAUUCCGUCAUCGUCGUGAUGUUUCAGAAUUAAACAAUGAAUAUUUACCACCAAACCAAGAACCAGUUGCUCAAGUUGUUCAAGAAGCAGCACCAGCUGUUGAAGUAGAACCAGCUCAUGAAUUAGCUGCUGAUGGAUACCGUUACAAAACAGUUAAACGUUACAGAUUCCGUCAUCGUCGUGAUGUUUCAGAAUUAAACAAUGAAUAUUUACCUCCAACCCAAGAAGUAAGCCAAGAAUACUUACCACCUGUACAAGGUGCAGCUCCAGAAGCUGCCCCAGCUCAUGAAUUAGCUAGUGAUGGAUACCGUUACAAAGCUGUAAAACGUUACAGAUUCCGUCAUCGUCGUGAUGUUUCAGAAUUGAAUAACGAAUAUUUACCACCAAAUCAAGAACCAGUCGCUCCAGUUGUUCAAGAAGCUGCACCAGAAGCAGAACCAGCUCAUGAAUUAGCUGCUGAUGGAUACCGUUACAAAACAGUUAAACGUUACAGAUUCCGUCAUCGUCGUGAUGUUUCAGAAUUAAACAAUGAAUAUUUACCUCCAACCCAAGAAGUAAGCCAAGAAUACUUACCCCCUGUACAAGGACCAGCUCCAGAAGCUGCCCCAGCUCAUGAAUUAGCCAGCGAUGGAUACCGUUACAAAGCAGUUAAACGUUACAGAUUCCGUCAUCGUCGUGAUGUUUCAGAAUUAAACAAUGAAUAUUUACCUCCUACCCAAGAAGUAAGCCAAGAAUACUUACCCCCUGUACAAGGUCCAGCUCCAGAAGCUGCCCCAGCUCAUGAAUUGGCCAGCGAUGGAUACCGUUACAAAGCAGUUAAACGUUACAGAUUCCGUCAUCGUCGUGAUGUUUCAGAAUUAAACAAUGAAUAUUUACCACCAAAUCAAGAACCAGUCGCUCAAGUUGUUCAAGAAGCUGCACCAGCUCCAGAAGUAGAACCAGCUCAUGAAUUAGCUGCUGAUGGAUACCGUUACAAAACAGUAAAACGUUACAGAUUCCGUCAUCGUCGUGAUGUUUCAGAAUUAAAUAAUGAAUAUUUACCACCAAACCAAGAAGUAAGCCAAGAAUACUUACCUCCAGCACAAGAGGCCGUUUCAGAACCAGAACCAGCACACAGUUUAGGAAAUGAUGGUUACAGAUAUAGAUCAAUUAGACGUAAAGUUUUUAGACGGAGAUAUUAG
Messenger RNA from Condylostylus longicornis, 3465 nucleotides. RefSeq lists its product as uncharacterized. Gene Ontology annotation, biological process: negative regulation of protein sumoylation. The transcript has 4 exons. Lineage: Eukaryota; Metazoa; Arthropoda; Insecta; Diptera; Dolichopodidae. The record is from RefSeq and is a predicted model, not a curated record. The coding region runs from base 1 to 3465 and encodes 1154 amino acids. Gene Ontology annotation, molecular function: calcium ion binding.